Messenger RNA from Cydia pomonella (codling moth), 4538 nucleotides. Its product is annotated as DDB1- and CUL4-associated factor 5. Gene Ontology annotation, biological process: negative regulation of fatty acid biosynthetic process. Gene Ontology annotation, cellular component: cytoplasm; Cul4-RING E3 ubiquitin ligase complex. NCBI's taxonomy places the organism in Eukaryota, Metazoa, Arthropoda, Insecta, Lepidoptera, Tortricidae. Gene Ontology annotation, molecular function: protein binding. The record is from RefSeq and is a predicted model, not a curated record. The coding region runs from base 257 to 2911 and encodes 884 amino acids. The transcript has 15 exons.
GUUGAACUGAUUAAGAAUGUUUAAUACAAACUAAAUAAAUUAUCUUUAAAUUCUUUUUUUUAUGUCUUGUGUAAAAAUUAUCAGAGCUCAAAUCAAAUAAAUGUCGUUUAAUAAAAGAAAAUAAUCAUUAUUGAUUUGUUUCACGUGUAAAGAAACGUAAAAGAUGUUUUUAAAAAUAUUCUACAGCUGACUGUCGAUGCAGGACAAAGUUUUGAUUUUUCUUGAAUAAUAAGAAAAUGGUGGUAUAAAACUCAGAAUGGCGAAUAAAGCUAACCCGUUACCAUAUAUCAAGAAAAGGGAAUAUGGAAUAGUGCCAGAUCUUAAGGCUACGUUGUUUGAAAACAGGUUGAGUGCAGCGAAGAACCUGUAUCGGAAGGAUUUAAAGUGCCAUUUUGGAUGUGUAAAUGCUAUCGAGUUUUCCAGUAAUGGCGAAAUACUUGUAUCGGGUGGAGAUGACAGGAGGGUGAUGUUAUGGCAAUUUGGGCAGGCCAUUGUGGAUCGAGGCCAACCUGAGGCCAUGAAGUCCACCCACCAGUCUAACAUCUUUUGUCUUGGAAUUACUGAUGACUCACAAAAGAUUUACUCUGGAGGCAAUGAUGAUAUGGUAAUUGUUCAUGAUGUGGAGAGCAAACGCCCAGUAGAAGUGUUAAGCCAUCAGCGCGCCGUGUGCUGCCUCAGCAUCGACCCGUUUAACGACCGUGUGGUGUCCACGGCUGGCAACGAUGGUAGACUUCUGCUUUUCGAUACUAGGCAGUCUGUUCAUGAGUCCUUGGUGAUAUCGCGCAGCAGGAAAGCCUUCCACGGAGUGAUGUUCCACCCCACUCAGAAGGACAUACUCGUGUCGGCAAACGCUCGGGAUGGAGUCGCGCUCUGGGAUCUCAAGUCGCCUAAACGCCCGUUGAUCCGUUACUCCGGCAACGGCAACGGCCCUUUCCAAAACAGCAUGUCGGUCCGCUUUAACAAAGCCGGUACGCAUGUACUUGCGCUGCGGCGGCGGCUCCCGCCAGUGCUGUACGCGCUCUACGAGCAAGAGCCGCGUGCAGAGUUCUAUCACCAGGACUACUACAACUCGUGCACCAUGAAGAGCUGCAGUUUUGCAGGCGAGGGUGACAAAUAUGUGCUAUCAGGGUCCGAUGAUUUUAACCUUUACUUGUGGAAAGUUCCUGAACCUGGCAGUGAAGAUGUGGUAGUGGAGAGCCCGCACAUAGUGCUGUACGGGCACCGCUCGAUCGUGAAUCAAGUGCGUUUCAACCCGCAGUACUCUCUCAUUGCCUCGUCCGGAGUUGAGAAAAUCAUCAAGCUGUGGUCGACGAUGGAGUACCCGGCGAUGCGCGGUGAUUUGCUGGAGUGUGCCACUGGCUCCGACAAUCCUCGUGAGAUCUACGGCCAAGAUGACUAUGUGACGCUCAUGCAUCACAAUGGACAGUAUAUAUCACACAACUACACGGACCAAUCCACGAGCGAAGACCCUCGAAUGAUGGCGUUCUUCGACUCGUUAGUGCAACGCGAGCUUGAGUGCCUCGGCGAGAGUUCAGAGUCUUCCGAAGUGGCGCAUCACUCAGAUUCCUGCGAGGAAGAGGCGCAUCUGCUUGCGGACUUCCUGCCGCUCGUGUUGCCGCCCAAGAUACGGAUAAGUAACAGCGCAAAUCGCAGUCAAAGGGGUCCAAAUAGGUUGGCACGGUUGGUAGCGUCGCGGUAUCCAAAGAAUUCCCGGGAAGCACAGAAAAGAGGCACAGUCAGACGCAGCAAGCACCUGGACCGCCGGGCGUUGCUCAGCAAGUUCAAGAUGCUGCCCACGCGCGCGAGCGCCAAGGGCAAGCAGAGGUCGAGCGGCUCGUCUCGACGCGCCCCGCGAGGACUUGAGAACGGGCCGCGGUCGCGUGCGGUGCGUUGCGCUCGCGCCGGGGCGGCGGCGGCGGCGGCGGCGCGGCGCGACCCGCCGUCCAGCGAGCACGACGAGGACGAGCCGCGCCCGCUCUACCGCGCCACAGGACGGAACCUCCGGCCGCUGCGCCGGCGAAUGAAUCUGUCCAGAGCAUCGAAAAGGAAAACUAAAGCUACAAAUACUAGUUACAGAAAGUCUGUGAUGAAUUUAAGAAGCAGUGGAUUCACCCAGGAUAGCGAUAAUGGCGUUCCCCUUUCGAGUAGAGCUGACUAUCUGGAGGGCCUUGAUUCGAUGACGUUACCAAGCACAAGCACAGGUUACAGGGGCGAAAACACAUCGGCGAUAUUUAGAGUGGCGGCCGAUUCCGACGACCAAUCAGGCAGCGGGUCGUCGUCCCCCGCCAGCGUCUGCGACGGCCGCCCCGCGUACCGCGUGCACGGCUUCGACCUCGACUUCACCACUCCGGGACCCUACAGUUUCGGAUCGUACACGAGAAUGGAGGAGUACAUGGCGCAAUACAACGGGGACGAAACGCGCGACUCGCUAAUAGUGGAGCCCCCGGAAUCCGACUCCACCCCGCCGCCCUCGGAAACCAGGCACAGGAGGAAAGGGAGGAGGACGGGCAGGAGCUUGAAAAGGACAGACACCAGCGAGUCACCUCCGCCAAAAGACAACACCGAGGCGACUGUUCCCGAUAGGUUAUCUCCUAAAGAGUAUAAAAACAGGAGUAUAGCGCGCCUGAUGAACGAGACGAACGAGAGCGAGCUGGAGAGCAGCUGCAGCACCGAAGGUAGCAUGUGGGCGGCGCCGGGCUCGCCGGGCACGCCGGGCCCGCCGGGCACGCCGGACACGCCGGGCACGCCGGACAGCGGCGUGGGCACGGCGGCCGGCAGCAGCGCGCAGCGCGCGCGCCCGCCCGCCGGCGACGUGUCCGACGACCAGGACUGGCAGGCGCUUAAGCUUCGCCAGCGGGUCAAAAAGGCGAGGCGCAACUAUACGAAACAUAUGGACUCUGAUUCUAAUUAAUAUGAAGAGCGUUAUAAGAUUUUAUUAGCGUCCAGGUUGGAAAUUGUGACAGAGUAUUUAAAAAAUAUACCUAUUUAAAGAUUCAAAACGGCCUGGAAUAUUGGAAAAGAAGUUCAUAAAUUCCUAUUUCUGGAUUAGGGAUUAGGUACUUUAAGAGCAGUGUUGGGACAAAAAUUGUUGACUUAGGAAAAAAAGCUAAAAUUUUAUUCUAAAUCAUAAUCAAGCAUGGCUCCUUUAUUCUGAUUGAAAUGUAUGUGAUUACAUCUAUAUUUUUAUUCUAAAUGAUAAUUGAAAACUGCUCUUUUUUCGGGUACAUUAUUAUUUUAACUAAUUCCCAACUCUGUUUUUAGAGUUUCAACUAUAAUAAAAACCGGGCAAGUGCGAGUCGGACUCGCGCACGAAGGGUUCCGUACCAUUAUUUAUAAAAACGGCAAAUUAUGUUUGUUGUAUGGGAGCCCCCCUUAAAUAUUUAUUUUAUUUUGUUUUUAGUAUUUGUUGUUAUAGCGGCAACAGAAAUACAUCAUGUGUGAAAAUUUCAACUGUCUAGCUAUCACGGUUCAUGAGAUAGAGCCUGGUGACAGACGGACGGACGGACGGACAGCGAAGUCUCAGUAAUAGGGUCCCGUUUGACCCUUUGGGUACGGAACCCUAAAAAUCGACCAAAAACUCAGUUGGAAAAUAGGGCUCUCACUGUUUUCUCCCUUCAAGUGGAUUCUUAAUAAAUGUAACAUAAUUUCUUGUUACAAUAAUAAGACAUGGCACGCGACGACUUUUUUGCACCAACUCUAAUAAGGAAGCAAUUCGGCGUUGAUAUACCCCGUACCUUUAGAGCACGUACGCACUUGAGGUUAUGAGGUUGUAAGCGCGACGGAGCACCCCACUUCCAAACUGUAAGUUGGCAGUAAAGUCGCCGUGUGGAUGUGGAUUCAUCCUAAAGCGCCAAUUACAUCCACCCUUCCCGAUUUCGGGCCUGAUAAGCGUCUUCGUUUCACGGAAUAUCAGCACAUCGUUAGCAGUGUUUGAAAUUUAAAAAAUACUUUGUCUCUAAUUGGCAAAACGUUCUGUUUGAUAUUUUUGCAUAUGAAAUCAAAUAUUGUAAACGAUGUGCUGAUAUUUGGGGAAAUGGGAAAAAUAUUAUUUCUCGGGUCCGAAAUCGGGUUUGAUAUCAGGCCUGAUAAAGUGUGGAUGUAAUUGGCACUUUAGAAUAGAAUAGAAUAAUAUUUAUUCAGACAACACAUCAAUUAUUACAAAGAAGAAUUUCUUUGUAAUAAUUGUACUUGUUUAAAGCCUUGUUUUUCGGUUGACGCCUUAUUGACUUCCGAAACAAUAUGACGCAUGUACCGUGUGGCGACAACCGGAGACCAAAGCCUAACUCAUAAGAAAUCGAGUGCCACAAAUGUGUAAGUAAUCAGUUUCCUUUUUGAAUAGUUUAUUAUUAUUGUAAAGGUAUUGUGAUCACUAUUAUUAUUAUUAUUACUUAAAUAGUCGUUAAGAGCCAUCAUGUUCUUUAAAAUGGUUAUUAGCAUUAGACCAAUCUGGUGAAUAUAUUAUAUUAACAAAAAUUUUGUUUAUUAUUGUUAUAUUUGGUUUUCCAUAUUUUCAUAUAAACAUAUACCGUAAUUCUGGA